AGUUAUUUACAAUUUUUAGAAGAAAAAUGUUUUUUGUUAAGGUGUUAAAGUGCUACUAUUAAAUCGAAAGAUCACCGACUUCAAAUCUAGUGCGAGGGCUUGUAUACAUUUUCUUUUUUUCUUUCUUUUUCUUUUAUUUUUUUAAAUAGAAUGUCGAUAUAGAGCAAACGACUUGCCCUAAACUCAAAAUUAAAAUAAUAAAAAAAUAAAAAAAUAAAUAAUAAUAAUUACAAUCUAUACAUAUUGUGGUUAAUAUUUUUAAUUACUGAAUAAAUAUGGAGAACAGUACAACGCGCAGGUAGAUGAAAAAAAGUACAUCAGAUUCGAACCUAGCUACUGCUGAAAUGAGUCAAGGUGGUGACUUGCAACUACUAAACUUAACAUUGGACUCAACAAUGCUAAGUCUUCACAGUGCCACGCAGUUUGAAGAGUUACCUUAUGUGAGGCAAUUAAAACAAUAAUUGCAAGAAUUAAAUGAAAAAUUAGAAAUAGAUGGUUCAGAAAUAGAUAAUCUAAACUAUGAGAACAAUAUUUUAAAGGAAACCAUAAACAACCAGGAAAAAAAAAUAUUUUUCCUGAAGUCUGUUUCUAGUAAACCUACACAUCAUUACAAGCGCAAUUCGACACCUGUUCAACAAAAAAUCACAAAUAUCCGCUUACAGUUAUCUAGGUUCUCACCUUUACACCGAGCUAAAACUAUAUGCUCUCCAUAUAAAAAUCUACCAUCAAAAAUUAUACAUAAUAGCAGUCUCCCAGAAAUUCACACAUACAAAAAUGGCUACGUUGAAAAUCUAUUACUAACAAAUAAUCACAAAAUGGCAAGCAACAUCGACUGUAAGAAUGAAUCAAACAUGAAAGAAAAUAAAUCUGUAAAUGUUAUCGUAAAAUACCUAGAAAAGACAAACGAUAAAGUUUAUAAGCGGUCAACAAAGAAAAAAGUGAUAAUUUUAGCUGAUCAAAGGGGACGUGGCUUAAGAAAUGAAGUACAACGACUUCUGGGGGACAAAUUUGAAGUAGAAUGUUUCCUGAAACCACGAGCUGCAUUAGGGAAUAUACUGGACUCUAUACGAUCUUCUAUAGGCAAUUUGACUAUGCAUGACUUUGUGAUAGUAUUAUGUGGUAUUAAUGACAAGAAUCCUGAUAUAUUUCAAAUAAACUUGCAUUUGUGGUUCUGUUCGGUAACGAAUACAAAUAUUGUUAUGUGUGGUAUUCCAAACAAUACUUACUUGGACGAAAUGAAAUUAAACUACGUGCUUAAAUUCAUAUGUACAAAAUACGAAAAUGUUACUUUUUUGGAUGUAUCUCAUAAUGUUUUCAGUGUUAAUAUAAAAUCAAAAAUAAUACUAGCACGACUGAUUCUAAAAGAAAUACUACAUUUAGAGUAUAAGUAGGAAUUUGUAAAUUAUCAGAAAUAUAAAGACAUAAAGUUAUAUUCAGAUA
Molecule: messenger RNA, 1440 nt
Organism: Chilo suppressalis (striped riceborer)
Lineage: Eukaryota; Metazoa; Arthropoda; Insecta; Lepidoptera; Crambidae
Source: the annotation of a GenBank genome assembly